ACAGCCGCGCGCAUCGUGUCAAUAGGAAGCACCGUUUGCCCCACUGUUGCCCCCCUUACAAGUGCCCUCAAGGAGACGAGACAAGUUACCAUGGAAACUGUUCUGGUCUUCCUUUUUCCCCUUCUAGUCUAUGUGGCGGGUUUGUCUGACUCUGCUCCCCAAGGGGAAAAGGGGAAGGAACUGAGCCCAUUUGGAUAUGACUAUGAGAGUUUGAGGAUCAGGGGCUUGGCGUUCGCCGUUGUGCUGUUUGCUCUGGGAGUGCUCCUUAUUCUCAGCCGCAGAUGCCGCUGCAGUAUCAACCAGAAACCCAGGGCUCCAGGAGAUGAAGAAGCCCCAGCAGAGAAUCUCAUGGUUUCCAAGACCAAGGAGACUCCUACAGCAGAAAACUGAAAGAGACCAGUGUUGUUAAACACAUAGCCAUGGUUGAACAACUUUACUAAAGCUGAGGAUGGUGAUGAUGAUGAAGCUGAUUCCAGACCAUGGCUAUGAUUGCAGACAGAGAUUUUGUGGGAGGAGGAGACUAUGACUUGGAUUUUUAAUGGGCCAGUGUCUUGUACGUAGACCUCUAGUCCUGUCAUGUGAAAUCAGUAUCUGUAUCCGUCUUUCCGUCUUUGGCCUUUUGCGACAGUCUGUCUUGAGUGAGUUGUUUUAGCAAAACUAGCCACUUUCUUCUAACCACUGUUAAUGUUUCUUGGCUCCUCCCCCAACUGAACGUGUACGUACAGAUUAAAGGAACGGUUCAAGCAAAAAUGAGUGUUAUUAUUCCCUUCUGAUUCAAGUUAUGAGCUAACUCCCGCAAGUUAUUUGUUGUAAGUAUAGCACAAAUUGAGAAGAUUAUUUAAGUAGCAUUUAUUAUAUAAUGAUAAGCUAAAAAAAAA
Danio rerio (zebrafish) is the source of this 878-nucleotide messenger RNA. RefSeq names its product FXYD domain containing ion transport regulator 6 (gene fxyd6). Gene Ontology annotation, cellular component: plasma membrane; membrane. Gene Ontology annotation, molecular function: ion channel regulator activity. The record is from RefSeq and is marked provisional. Lineage: Eukaryota; Metazoa; Chordata; Actinopteri; Cypriniformes; Danionidae. Gene Ontology annotation, biological process: regulation of monoatomic ion transport.